AUGUCGAGCAGCCAGCAGAGCCCUGAGCCCGGGGAGGAGGACAGUGACACCGGCUUGGACUACUACGAUGAUGAGGACGAGAUCGCGGCGUUCGCAGAGGCUCAGCUGGGCGGCGAAGACGGAGAAUUAGCUUUCAAUGGUUCCUUAAAUGGAGAAGUCAAACCUCGGAUCUUGCUCAUGGGACUGAGGAGGAGCGGAAAGUCCUCCAUUCAAAAAGUUGUCUUCCACAAAAUGUCCCCAAACGAAACACUUUUUCUGGAGAGCACCAAUAAGAUCUGCAGAGAAGACGUGUCCAGUAGCUCCUUCGUCAGUUUCCAGAUAUGGGACUUCCCAGGACAGAUCGACUUCUUUGACCCUUCCUUUGACUAUGAGAUGAUCUUCAGAGGAACAGGCGCUCUCAUUUUUGUCAUUGACUCACAGGAUGAUUAUGUGGAAGCCCUUAGCCGACUGCACCUCACUGUGACCAGGGCUUACCAAGUCAACCCCGACAUCAGCUUUGAGGUCUUCAUUCACAAAGUGGACGGGCUCUCAGACGACCACAAGAUCGAGAAGCAAAGAGACAUCCACAAACGAGCCAAUGACGACCUGGCAGACGCGGGCCUCGAAAAAAUACAUCUGAGUUUCUACUUGACCAGUAUUUAUGACCACUCCAUAUUUGAGGCCUUCAGUAAAGUUGUUCAGAAACUCAUCCCUCAACUGCCUACGCUGGAGAACCUUCUCAACAUCUUUAUUUCUAACUCGGGCAUCGAGAAGGCCUUCCUGUUCGACAUAGUGAGUAAGAUCUACGUAGCGACGGACAGCAGCCCGGUGGACAUGCAGACCUAUGAGCUGUGCUGCGACAUGAUUGACGUGGUCAUCGACAUCUCCUGCAUCUACGGGUGA
Molecule: messenger RNA, 882 nt
Organism: Knipowitschia caucasica
Lineage: Eukaryota; Metazoa; Chordata; Actinopteri; Gobiiformes; Gobiidae
Source: the annotation of a GenBank genome assembly